This is a messenger RNA of Eruca vesicaria subsp. sativa (arugula), 2239 nucleotides long. The record is from the annotation of a GenBank genome assembly. Lineage: Eukaryota; Viridiplantae; Streptophyta; Magnoliopsida; Brassicales; Brassicaceae.
UUCAAUCCCGCGUUUUCUCACUGGUAUCUCACUUCCUCUGUUUCUCUCUCUAUAUGAAUAUUUCUGUAUCUAUCUGUAUAUUUUUGACAAAAGAAAGAAAAUCUUGAUAAGUUUUCAAGAAGCUGAGAAGAACACUUUAUGUAUCAUCAUCAUCAUCUAGUUUCUUGAUCAAAAAUCUGAUUUCAUGUUAAUGGAGAGUUUAAUGAUGGAAGAGGAGAAGCAACUAGAUUUCAACCGUCCUCUUAUAUCCAUUAGACGGCCUAUACAUCAAACUUCAGAACCCAAUAGCAAAACAAGAUCUUCUGCUUCAGUAACCAACAAGAUCCCUCCUACUCCACCGGUUUACAAGUCUGAUAUCAACUCAGGUCCUGUGAGGAAUCCAGGAACUGUCCCUUUUCAAUGGGAACACAAGCCUGGUAAGCCAAAAGACGAGAGGAAGCCUGAGUUACAAAGUGUUGUUCAGCAACAUUUUGUGCCAAAACUUCCUCCUGGGAGGGUUGUGAAAGCUAGAGAACGAGAAGACUUAGUGAGGAAGCCUGAGACUAGAGUUGAUCAUGUGGAGGAUGCAAAGAGUUGUAGUUCUUGGUAUGAUGAUGAUAGUGAUGGUACUUAUCUUGAUGCAGCUGAUACACUUUCAAGAUCCGAGUCAUUUUUCUUCAACUGUAGUAAUGUUAGUGGCUUGAGUGGUUUGGAUGGUCAGGGGAUGCUAUUUGGAGCCUUAUCUAGUGACCGACAAACUCAGGAUCUAAUGAUGGGGAGAUUCUUGCCUGCUGCCAAAGCCUUGACUUCAGAGACACCUCCAAAUCUUGCCAAGAAACCCCCUAAACCAGAGGAACCGGCCAAGGUAGUGGUGGUUAAGGAGAAACAGAACAAAGCUGAGGAAAAUCCAUACCGGUUUCAUCAUUCUCCUGAUCAAGAAGAGGAAGAUGGAGACGUGAGCAGCAUGAUGGGUUCUGGUGUUUGUGGACUACUCCCUCAGAUUUGCUUGAGAAGCUCUUUUGGAGUGUUGAAUCCGGUUCCGUCUGUGAGAAUGCAGGCACAGAGAGGUGUUUCUGUUCGCCGUAUGCGUUCCAAGUAUCAAGAUUCUACUACUAAACCUUGUAAUGAGAAUCAUAAUGUGAAGCUAAAUGGAUCAGUUGCACAAGGUGAGCCAUUAUCAGCAUCUUCUGUACCAGAAGGGAAAGAGAGAGUAGAGAAGUUCAGCACAGCUUCACGCACUAAGAUCAGGAAGAACUUUGGUGAGCUCUUGGCUAGUGAUGACAAUACAUGGGAACCUUCUUCUGAGGCUCCUGUUGUUGAGAAAACUCUGUAUGUAGACACUGUGCAUUCAGUAGACAAGAAGAUACAAGAAGUCUCUAAUGAGCAGUCAUUGUUAAAAGAUUAUCAUUCACUAGAUGUUGUUCCUGUUAAAGAAGAUGUUGAGAACUUGACUGGAGCGAGUGAAGAAGCUAUCUCAGGUCUAAAAGUUGAAGAAUGUGCUGAUCAAGCUAUAGCUGAAGUAGUAGAGAUUACAAAGGAGAAGAUUGAUGUUGAAGUCAAAUUGCAGCAGGGAAACACAAGGGAUCUUGAAAAUUCAAGGCUUCAUCAUCAUCAUCAUCAUCACAUUGUUGCACCACCACCAUUACCAAACGCUCCUUCAGAUUCCUGGUUAAAGCGAACAUUGCCAACGGUCCCAUCAAAGAACAACUCAUUCACAUGGUUGCAGUCUCUUGGCAUUGAUGAUAAUAAUCAAUUUACCAAGAUUGGUCAAACAGAUCCCAAGUGGGAAACUAUGGUCAAAACCUCCAAUACACAGCAAGGGUUUGUGUGCUUCUCCAAGGAGACACUCAACCCUAUACCAGAGACAUAACAAUACCAAAGUAAUUGUAAAUUUCAACAAUAUUGGAAGGGAUUAGUCAAUAAUGUUUUGUUUUUCUUAGUUCAUCUUCCUAGAUUUCUCUUUAGUCAUGUGUAGACUCUGAAAUAAAAUGUUUCCUAAUAAAGAGAAAAGCAAUGGAUAUGAAAUAAAAGGUCUCAAAAUAUUGUCUGUCACUUGUGGGGUGAGGGGUGUCUUAUAGAAGUGAUGUACAGCUAUGUUAACAGAGAUUUGUUGCAAUAAUACUCCAUAAUUCCACGUGACUCUCUUUCUUUUGCCCUUCUUUAUAUAUUAUCUACUACUAGUAGUAGUAGACUUUUGUUUUUUUUUCUUUUGUAAUUAUGUUUCUGAAAUGUUCACUUGAAAAGAAGAUGGUUAUAAGAG